Poecile atricapillus (Black-capped chickadee) is the source of this 1175-nucleotide messenger RNA. RefSeq lists its product as uncharacterized. The record is from RefSeq and is a predicted model, not a curated record. Lineage: Eukaryota; Metazoa; Chordata; Aves; Passeriformes; Paridae. Bases 42 to 908 code for a protein of 288 amino acids. The transcript has 8 exons. Gene Ontology annotation, molecular function: oxidoreductase activity.
AGGGGCCGCCGGGAGUUGUAGUCCCGGGCCGCGGCCGGGUCAUGGCAGCGGCGGGCAGGCUCGGUCCAAGCGGUGUGCCCGCGGUGCCGGUCGCCAGCGGCCACAGCAUCCCGGUGCUGGGGCUCGGUACUUCCCACCAGGGUGGCUAUUCCCAUGCCGCAGUGGUCCAUGCCCUGCAGAAAUGUGGCAUUCGUCAUAUUGACACAGCAAAAAGAUAUGGCUGUGAGUCGCUCAUCCAAAAGGCCAUCAGAGAGAGUGGUGUGAAGCGAGAGGACCUCUGGAUAACUACCAAACUGUGGCACAGUGAUUAUGGCUAUGAAAACACAAAAAAGGCCUGCUUGGAGUCAUGUGAAAGACUUGGUGUUGAAUAUCUUGAUCUUUAUUUGAUUCACUGGCCUGAUGCACAAGUUCCAGGUAAAAGCAAUCGAGAGGUCCGAGCUGAAACCUGGAGAGCGAUGGAAGAGCUAUAUGAGAAAGGUUUGUGUAAAUCAAUUGGUGUAAGCAAUUUUCUUAUCAGCCAUCUUGAACAACUAAAGGAGGACUGUGUGAUUACUCCACAUGUUAAUCAGGUUGAAUAUCACCCUUUCCAAAGACCUCAGGAGCUGGUUGAUUAUUGUAGGAGCAGAGAUAUUGUUUUUGAAGGCUACUGUCCUUUAGCCAAAGGUGAAGCACUCACUCAUCCUGCAGUCAUUCAGCUGGCAAAGAAAUAUGGCAGAACUCCAGCACAGAUUUGCAUACGCUGGAGCAUACAGAAUGGGAUUGUCACUAUUCCAAAGUCAACAAAGGCAGAACGGAUAGAGGAAAACUGCAAGGUAUUUGAUUUUACAAUAGCAGAAGAUGAUGUUGAAAUUCUGAAUGGAAUGCAUGAUGGGAGACAUGUUUCCUGGGAUCCAACUUCUAUUGUGUGAAUCAAGGUUUUUGAUUUUAAUCUGAGGAAAGAAGAGAUGGAAUCUUUGAACACUGACUAUCAACAGAAAAUUAAUUCAUUUAACCUAUUCCCUGUGGAAAGAAUAUUUUAAAACUAGAUUGUUCUAAACUGGAAAAGUGAUGUAACUGAAACAUUAAUUGGUUUUAAACUGAAUAAUAAAUCUGAAUUGUUCUAUUAGGUACUCAGUAUACUCAAGAAUCAAUAUAAAUUGUUUGUAUUUACUCUUAUGUUAACAAAUUAAUAAAAU